AUAUGACUUAAAAGAAAUUAUUAAAAUGCAGGGAAAUUUUAAAUUUAUUGCCUUCAUGUUUUUAAAUUGCACACAAAGAGAAAAUUUAAAAUUUAAAUUAAAUAUAGAAUGAAAUGCAUAUAAAGUCGAAUAAUAUUUAGAGCAUUAUCUCGUAAACUCAAACCUCAUUUGGUAGCUGAAACUGUUAAAUCAUAUAUUAGCCGAGCACAACGAACUCAUACACAUCAAUCUGGUGCUGCAUCAUCAUCACAAGCAUCACAGGAAAAGCAACCUAACAUGGAGUUUUUACGUGGUGUUUAUGCGUUUAUGCAAGUGAGUAGAUCAUCGGUGUCUCACGUUAAAAUUGAUUCACCUGUUUUCCGAUUACAUACAAAUGCAACUGUCAUACUCUUGAUUACAUUUUCAAUAGCUGUUACAACACGCCAAUACGUUGGUAAUCCAAUAGACUGUGUUCAUACAAGAGACAUUCCGGAAGAUGUCCUCAAUACUUAUUGUUGGAUACAUUCAACAUAUACAGUGGUUGAUGCUUUUAUGAAAAAGCAAGGUGCGGAGGUGCCUUUUCCAGGCGUACAUAAUUCACAAGGACGAGGUCCAUUAACAAUAAAACAUACAAAAUACUAUCAAUGGGUGGCGUUUACCCUGUUUUUUCAGGCAAUAUUAUUCUAUACACCGCGGUGGUUAUGGAAAUCCUGGGAAGGUGGGAAAAUACAUGCACUAAUUAUGGACUUAGAUAUAGGAAUAUGUUCGGAAGCUGAAAAGAAACAAAAAAAGAAAUUACUUCUAGAUUAUUUAUGGGAGAAUUUAAGGUAUCACAAUUGGUGGGCCUAUAGAUAUUAUAUGUGCGAACUAUUAGCGCUGAUAAAUGUAAUAGGUCAAAUGUUUUUAAUGAAUCGAUUUUUCGAUGGGGAAUUUAUGACAUUUGGUUUAGAAGUUAUAGCAUAUAUGGAAGCUGAUCAAGAAGAUCGAAUGGAUCCAAUGAUAUAUAUAUUCCCUAGGAUGACCAAAUGUACAUUUUUUAAAUACGGUUCAAGUGGAGAAGUGGAAAAACACGAUGCAAUAUGUAUUCUACCGUUAAAUGUUGUUAAUGAAAAAAUUUACAUAUUUCUUUGGUUUUGGUUUAUCCUGUUAACAUUCUUAACGACAUUAACACUCAUCUACAGGGUAGUUAUAAUAUUUUCACCGCGAAUGCGGGUAUAUUUAUUUCGUAUGCGAUUUAGGUUAGUGCGUCGAGAUGCUAUUGAAAUAAUUGUCCGUCGAUCAAAGAUGGGCGAUUGGUUUUUAUUGUAUUUAUUAGGUGAAAAUAUAGAUACAGUUAUAUUUCGUGAUGUUGUACAGGAUUUAGCAAAUCGUUUAGGACAUAACCAACACCAUAGGGUGCCUGGCCUAAAAGGUGAAAUACAGGAUGCAUGAUAUUGGGAGUACUGAGAAUCGUUAAAAUGCUAAAUUUUAAGUAAAAUUUAUUAUGAAAAAAAAAACGAAAAAAAAAAUCCAAAAAAAAAAUGUAGUUAAAUUAAAAAAAACCAAAAAAAAGAACAAAAAAAACAAAAAAAAAUAAAA
Molecule: messenger RNA, 1557 nt
Organism: Condylostylus longicornis
Lineage: Eukaryota; Metazoa; Arthropoda; Insecta; Diptera; Dolichopodidae
Gene: shakB
Product: innexin shaking-B
Exons: 9
Coding region: 277-1410 (377 amino acids)
Cellular component (GO): gap junction; plasma membrane
Molecular function (GO): gap junction channel activity
Source: RefSeq, a predicted model, not a curated record